ACUUCCGCGCUCCUUUUUGUCCGCCAUCGACGUUGCGAUUUUGCGGUGCUGUUCGGGUUAGGGAGCUAGGACAGAGCUCUUCAUAUUCUCCCGUGUACCGUUCCCAAUUUUUUUUCUAAAGUAAACAUGCAGAACUUCUAUCAGCUUUUAGACACGGCUAAGCGGAGCCCAUUUAUUCGGCCGUUCACGGCGAAAUGCGAAACGCCGACCGACUCGCUAGUGGCAACUGCUGCACCGGCAGCGAGGACCUUCAGCGCGGCUGCAACACCCGAUCCUGUAGAGUACGGUUCAAUGAAAUACUUUGCACUGUGCGGUUUCGGAGGCAUUCUCAGCUGCGGUAUCACGCACACGGGUGUUGUACCCCUCGACCUGGUGAAAUGCAGGAUUCAGACAAACCCGGGCAAAUACAAGAGCAUCUUCAACGGCUUCUCUGUCACCGUCAAGGAGGAGGGCAUGCGAGGCCUGGGGCGAGGAUGGGCUCCCACCUGCAUCGGCUACUCAAUGCAGGGGCUCGGCAAGUUUGGCUUCUAUGAAGUCUUCAAAAUCCUCUACAGUAACAUCCUUGGAGAGGAACUGUCCUACGUGUGGCGUACUUCCCUCUACUUGGCGGCAAGUGCUUCGGCCGAGUUCUUUGCAGACAUUGCCCUGUGCCCCAUGGAAGCUGUCAAAGUCCGUAUCCAGACUCAGCCUGGGUGCUCUCCAUACCUUCACAGAGUUGCACCUCAGAUAUUGAGAGAGGAAGGCCUCAAUGGGUUCUACAAAGGCAUUGGCCCACUGUGGAUGAGGCAGAUUCCUUACACGAUGAUGAAGUUCGCUUGCUUUGAGCGUACCGUAGAGCUCCUCUACAAGCACGUCGUGCCCAAGCCACGGGACAAGUGCUCCAAACCCGAACAGCUGGUGGUCACCUUUAUUGCUGGAUACAUCGCUGGAGUGUUCUGUGCCAUCGUAUCCCACCCUGCAGACACUGUUGUAUCCAAGCUGAACCAGGAGAAGGGAAGCACAGCUCUGGAAGCUGCGAAGAAGUUAGGAUGGGGAGGUCUCUGGAAGGGCUUAACCCCCCGUAUCAUCAUGAUUGGUACCCUGACCGCUCUACAGUGGUUCAUCUAUGAUGCCGUAAAGGUGUGGCUGCGCCUGCCACGUCCACCACCCCCCGAGAUGCCCCAGUCUCUGAAGGACAAGCUGGCUAAGGCUCAACAGUGAGCUGUGACUUAAGGACAACGGUUCUGCUCUUGGGGGAAAAGGAGGGGGGGUUAGAGGACAGUUGGGGCGGGAAGGGAAGACUCUCUUUAGGCUGUUGUACAAAUUGCGCAUACAAUAAAAUGGAAGAGCACAAAAGUGUC
Ornithodoros turicata is the source of this 1340-nucleotide messenger RNA. Its product is annotated as phosphate carrier protein, mitochondrial-like. Gene Ontology annotation, molecular function: phosphate transmembrane transporter activity. Gene Ontology annotation, cellular component: mitochondrial inner membrane. Gene Ontology annotation, biological process: mitochondrial phosphate ion transmembrane transport. NCBI's taxonomy places the organism in Eukaryota, Metazoa, Arthropoda, Arachnida, Ixodida, Argasidae. The record is from RefSeq and is a predicted model, not a curated record. Bases 127 to 1200 code for a protein of 357 amino acids. The transcript has 7 exons.